AUGUGGAUGGAGAAGAGGUCGGGUGUUGAGCUGAAUAUGGAACCACAUGAAGGAGGGGGCCUGAAGGAGCUGGUGCUUCGAUGGUUUACUGAGACACAGGCACCGCUCGUCCAGCACAAUGGAAACUUCCCUGAUUGGUUUCAAGGCCUUGCUACAAGAAAGGAAGCAGAGGAUCUCCUGAGGGAUAAAAGUAUGGGCUGUUUUCUCAUUCGUCUCAGUGAUAAAGCCUUCGGCUACAUCCUGUCCUACAAGGGUAAUGACAGGUGCCGCCAUUUUGUUAUCACCCAAAAUCAAGACGGACAUUUUAUCAUAUCAGGAGACUCUCAGACAUACGGCAGUCUCACCGAGCUGAUCCAACACUACAAGGUGGACACAAAUGAACUGUAUGAUGUGGUGAACUAUAACACCAAACAGAUGUCUGGGGUGAGCGUGCAGGCACUGCGGACUCUGUGGGAUCAGAAAAGUGAUCAUCACAGCCAUGUGGGUACUAAUCAAAGGAUUCAGCAGCAAAAUGACCCUCCUGCAGUUCAGCCACCCAUACCACCGAAAUCCACAGCCAGAAGGCUGACGGGGACGGUGUCUGUGGAUGCAAUGUCUCUUUCCCAGGGUAUGCCUCCAGGACCAAAAAGAGGGAUUCCUCUAGGAUUUACCCUGAGUGGUUCCUUGCCUGAUACAACUUCACAUCCAAUGAAAUCCCAGAUGGACGCAUACAGAGCAGAUGGAAUCAUGGCAAACACAAAUUCAGCAGUAAUGUCUAACAAAGACUCGGUUGAUGCAACUGACACAAUGUACCCUGGUGAUCUUUUUCCUGGCAUCACAACCUCUCAGUCGACACAAGUAGAGAGCAGGAGCAAAUCCCUACCACAACUGGACAACAACACCACAGAGGAGGAGUACUCCAACCAGCUCAGCAGCCUGUCUCUGACAUCGCCUGCUCCAGGAAAGAGGGUUACCUGCCAAACCUAUUCCCUCCACACACCCCAUGAAAGCGUGAUCAGGUCAGAAGAGCACAAUGAUGACCAGGAAAUAUCAAGAUCCAACCCUCUGUACCAGACCUCUGAGGGGUCUGAAAGCCGUUCAACCCAGCGAGGAGAUGACAUGUAUGCUGAGGUUCCUCCGGUGACAACUCCUGCUAGGCUGCGAGAUGACACCUACGAGCAGAUCCCUGGUGAGGCAGCUGCUGUUCAAGGCAACACUUAUGAGACGCUGGACGACAUGAAGACCAAGAAGUCAAAGUCCACCUGGAGUAAAAGUAACAUGAAGUGGAAGAAAUUCCUACCUGACUACAAGAAGAAAUAAAUGCAGAAUCUGUUGUGGAGAACCUCCUUAAUAUAAACGAGAUGAACAUUGCUCCUCCAGUUAUUUGUUCUUAUAUGCAGAUGACUGUGUGCUGUGAGUGACAUAGGGAUAGAGAUAAAGUCAAGAUAAGAGGCUUACACAUAGGUAAGAUUAAGAAAAUCAAAGCUACAAAAAACCCUGAGCUGGACAGACGAGGGUUUUUUGGGACUGAACCCAAUCACAAAUGUUUUUAAAGGAUUGGUUUUGUCUGAGGUUGGGUCCUUGGAUAUGAACAAUGUCUAAUCUGUAA
Messenger RNA from Pundamilia nyererei, 1588 nucleotides. RefSeq lists its product as uncharacterized. The coding region runs from base 1 to 1299 and encodes 432 amino acids. Gene Ontology annotation, cellular component: cytoplasm. The record is from RefSeq and is a predicted model, not a curated record. Lineage: Eukaryota; Metazoa; Chordata; Actinopteri; Cichliformes; Cichlidae. The transcript has 6 exons.